AUGGAUACACAGAAGAAAUACAUGGCAUCAAACGAUACUUCUAUGAACAAUGCAAAUUUAAAAAGAAAUCAAAGUCUUAAUGAUGACAUUUGGAAAAAACCAAAUACAAUAAAAAAGAAACAAAGCAUGACUACUGGAAGCUGCCAACAACCAGAAUCAGCUUCUACAAGUCUUAUGAAAUACUUAUUGGAAAAAAAAGAAACAAAUAAAGACAGUGAUAUUGAUCCUAUAGAUGCGUUUCUCAAAGGUAUUGGUGCUACAUUGAAGACAUUUGAUCCUUAUUCUUUAAAUUUGGCAAAAUCUAGAAUAUUUAAUACCGUUCAAGACAUUGAAAUGUCCCAAAUUUUAAACAAACAACAAUCAUGUGCUUCUAAUAAUCAACCUUCCCCAUUGCCGUCAUCUAACUCAUUAUACAGUAACUAUUCUCAGUCGCAAUCACCACAGUUGAUUAUACAACCAGCCAAUACAAUAUUUACACAAAAUGCGUUUACGACAUUUGGAAAUGAAAAUCAACACCAAUAA
Messenger RNA from Macrosiphum euphorbiae (potato aphid), 522 nucleotides. Lineage: Eukaryota; Metazoa; Arthropoda; Insecta; Hemiptera; Aphididae. The record is from the annotation of a GenBank genome assembly.